Limulus polyphemus (Atlantic horseshoe crab) is the source of this 956-nucleotide messenger RNA. RefSeq names its product calcium and integrin-binding family member 2-like. The transcript has 8 exons. Lineage: Eukaryota; Metazoa; Arthropoda; Merostomata; Xiphosura; Limulidae. Gene Ontology annotation, molecular function: calcium ion binding. The record is from RefSeq and is a predicted model, not a curated record. The coding region runs from base 382 to 942 and encodes 186 amino acids.
UACCUUCUAACUUAAGUACAAAUGUUACUAACUUUAUUAAGAAUAACCAAUAAUAAAAAUCAUAAAUUUAAAACAUUAAAUUCUGAAAUAAUUUUCCAAUUUACUCUUUUUUUUUGCAUAAGUCAUUUAUGAUUUAUGUACUUCACUAUCAUAAAUUAGAUAACACUAUCUAAAAUAGUAUUUUGCGUCAUCUGAGGUGGAGCUUUUGGAGUUCGUUUUCAAGAGGUAAUAAAACUGUGAUGGUAUGUUAAUUGAAGAAUAACGUGUCCUGUAUUAGACGUCCGAAAAAACGAAAAGAAAACCAUAAUUAGGAAUGCUCGCGUAUAAAAGAAAAAUCUAAGAAAAGAAUAUCAGAGCUUAAAUUGGAGAAUAAGCAUCAUCAUGGGACAGCAGGAAAGUGUGUUUACUGAAGAAGAACUUGAAGAUUAUCAGGAACUGACAUUUUUCUUGAAGAAGGAAAUUUUGCAUUGCUAUAAACGCUUUGAAAUGUUGGCACCUGAAGCUGUAUCCAAGAACAGAAAUGUUAGAUUACCAAUGGCUACAGUCUUGACACUUCCAGAACUCCAGGUCAACCCUUUUCGUGACCGGAUCUGUAAAGUAUUUUCUUCUGCUGGCGAUGGUACAAUGACAUUUGAAGAUUUCUUGGAUAUGAUGUCCGUGUUCAGCGAUGCUGCUCCAAGGUCUGUGAAAACAGAAUAUGCUUUCAGAAUUUAUGACUUUGAUGAAGAUGACAUGAUUUCAGUUGAAGAUUUGCGAGAAGUUCUCAAUCGUCUGCUUGGACCAGGGAAAAAAAAAUUAAAUGAAGAGGACAUUGAGGAACUCAUUGACAAUGUAAUGGCAGAAGCAGACCUGGAUGAAGACCAUUUUCUGGCUUAUGCAGAAUUUGAACAUGUCAUAUCUAAAUCUCCAGACUUCUUGAGCUCUUUCAGAAUUCGACUUUAGGUCAUUAUUCACCA